GGCUGGCCAGUCAGGGGCCGAACGUCGCGACGCCCGGAUCGCGCCCUCCGAGAGAGAGAGCUUACGCGCCGCGCCGCCGUUCCCUUUUCUCUCUCUCUCUCUCUCUCUUUCUCUCUUCUUCUCUUCCUCUAUCUCUCUGUCCUGUCCGUACCUGCUUCUUCUUUUCCCUUAUCUUCCGUUCGUUAUUCCCUUCCGUACAACAACAACAACAACAACAACACAGGCUCGCAAUAUCUAAGCACUUGAUCUUCAUCGGAGGAGUUUUCAUCGAGUCCCCUUAGUUUUUCAUCAUUAGCCCCGAUGUCCAGCUGUGAGCGAGUAUACAUCACGAGGGACGGGACGGAUCCCCGUUUCUUUCGCGAAACGACGAUAUAAUCCCGUCGCUUCUUCUUCUUCUUCUUCUUCUUCUUCCGUAUAUAAAAUACCCAAUUGCAGCCGUCGAGAGAGUUAGAAAGAGCACACAAGACUGCGUGAAAUAAUGCAACUUACACGUGUCGGGCGGCAUAAUAAUGUCGAGCGGCGAUAAGGCUGCUGGUCCGGGCCUCACCAUCGAUCGCGCCGCCUUUCUUCUGCUACGCGUCAAGAAGGCCUUCAAGAAGAAGAAGCAGCAGCGCAAGGAAAAAUGUGCACCUGCGGGAGGAGAAUGCCAGAAGCAGGAAGCGGCCGGCGGCGGUGGCGUGGCGUACCAAAACAUCAGGGGCCAGUCGCGAGGCUCUGUCGCUGUUCAGGGCCAGACGAGCAGCAACGGGAAACCAGCGCCGCUCCUGCGCUCGCGCACCCUACCGGCCAUCGUUGCACCCGGCCUCAACAUUCUCCAGGCGCAGAUCGACGCUGGCUACGCGCAGACCAGCGGCGGCGCGAUCGCUGUGAUUCCACCGUACGGAUCGACGUCAACCUCGAGCUCAGCCAAUGGAGCGAAUCUCGGGAAGCGCGACAGCGCCGUCUCGAGCUACGGCAAGCUCCUCACGCCGAGGAUAUCCUUCACCGACGACGCCAUUGUCGAGCGACGGGUGUCGGACACAGGGCCGAGCUCUUACUACCGGGACGGACAGCAGCAGCAGCAGCAGCACAAAGGCGGCAGACUGAGCACUUGCAGCAUUGGGAGCUCGCAGCCGCUCGUCAAGCUCGCCAGGCUACUUAACCAGCGACCGAGCUUCACGCCGCCCAGCGAUGACAUACCGAGGAGACUCUCCUGGGAGAGACGCGACGGCAGCAGCAGCAGCGGCGGCGGCGGCGGCGGCGGCGGCGGCAGCUCGUGUUUACCGCGAAGCAGCAGCAUCGACAGCGUCGCCGAGUGGAGUCUACUGGGCGGCUCGUCUAUAGAGUGUCCUUCCGGUGUUUACGGCGCGGCUCUUGGAACUGGCAGCACCUAUGGCAUUUACGUGGAACAGUCGCCGCCUCGGAGGAGUCCCAGUCCCCUACUGGGCUCGCGGGGUGACAGACUCAGCCUCGUGUCGCCCAGCAUCGGCAGAAGGGUCAAGGGUCAUCGGGUCAUCCUUGAGCUGCACUCGCUACAAGGGAUGGAGUUCCUGGAGAGCUUCGGUAAGAAGAAACACCAGCUGCAGCAACAGCAGCAGCAGCAACGCAGCCAUCAGUACCAGCUCAUCAACCUGUCGUCGAUACACAUCAACAACCCUCUCACGGCACAACCAUCCCUCAACAUACACUUGCAUGCUCUGUUCGCGGCUGUGGAACACGGGCACAUCGACAAGGCGCGUGCCAUCCUCGAGUCGACCGACGUCAACGUUAACAGUGUAAACAGCGAUGGGCUUUCACCCCUGGACGUAGCGGUGCUGAGCAGCAACCGGCCGCUGGCGAAGAUGCUCGUGGCUUUCGGCGCCCAGGAGGGCAAUCAAUGUACGUCAUUUAUUCGCCCGCUUGCUCACUGCGUCAAGUCGCCGGAGACACUGGGAAGCCACCUGGCGUCUCUCCUCAGCGAAGCCGAGCACAGGGUCCAGGAGCUGGGCGGCCCGGGCAAUUCCGGGCCAGCUUCGUUGCUGGAACCGCCUUCCAGUCAGAGCCACAGGGCGAGCUUCUCGUCUCAACACAACAACCUCACCGGAUGCAGCGGAGGUGGCAGUGCCGAGGAUAAACAGCUGGCGCUAUGGGAGCGCAGAGCCAGGGCGCUCAGGAAAAUGUUGCUCGGAUUCAAUCAAGCGAGACCUCCGGAUAUGCCGUACCUGGUGACGGUCGAUGUGACGGGGAUCACCUCGGUGAUGGCCCGCUUUCAAGAGUCCGAAACCCAGGACGCGCCGAUUUGCACGAAAUUCAAGAUCCAGUGGAGCUUCAAGGAGGACUUUGCGAUGCUCUGCGGCGAACGAGAGCUUCUCGAUAUGAAGCAGAAGGAGUGCCGCAUCGAAGGUCUGCUACAAGGACACAGGUACUACUUCCGCGCGGCCGCCGGAAACCUCAAAGGCUACAGCAGGUUCAGGCCGACAACGCCGACGCAUCUUAUGCCGAGCAGUUGGCGCGACAUAGACGGCAGAAUGGCUCGUUUCGCCGGUCGUCUCGAACAACUGGACAAUUUGUUCACCGACGUUCGCGGCCCGGAGUACAGCCAAGAGACGCCGGCUGUACAAAGACGAAAUCACAAAAAGAAGACGACGAUCAAACAGCUGUUUACGGCGACGAGCAAGUUCCAGAAAAACUUGCGCCGUGGUGUCUUCCUCGCUUGCCUACUCUACCACGAGGACAAGGUGCUCGUGACCAAUGAAGAUUUUCUGCCUGUUAUCGAGGUCGACGAGACCUAUCCUAGCUGCAUCUACAACGACUUCCACUGGCUGAUGAAAGUCGCCUGCACUUGGGACGACGUCAAGUCCCUGCGCCAAGAUAUGGAGAAGAGUCACAGCAGCUCGACCAAUCACUUUAGGAUAAAGCUCCUACAGGCCGCAGCUCAGAUGCAGGCUGCACUUUGCAUUCAAGACCUGGGACAGUUGUACCACAAGCCCAUCCGAGAUGUACAGGGCACGCUGGUCUUCUCCUCGGUCAACUACGUGCGCUCGCCGAAACAGGUCUCGGUACUCAACAGCAGGUGGCUACCUCUUGCCAAGGUUACGAAAAAGCUCAUUACCCACGAGGACAGCAACGUCGCUGACUUCCUCAUGGCUAGUAUUCAGGAUCAAAUGGCCUACCAUCAGGCGAGCAGCAUCAAAUUGUCGAGAGGCCUCUACCUCGGCUACCUCAAGAUGCAGAGCAGCGUCGACUCUAUCCAGGUGCUGGUGCCUGCCAAAUCGCCCAACGUCUUGCCUCACUGCAAAGUUCGAGAUAACCCUCACGUUUCUGCCGAGGAAUGGGAGUACCUCAAGCGAAUGGGUCGUCUGCAAGCGUCUGGCGAAUUAUACCGCAAAGACGAGUGCGACGAUAGCGAGGAGAAGGAGAACGCUUCGAACGAACAGCAGGGCUCUGAACAGCAGAAGCUGUUUAUCGACGUUGUCGCGGCGACGGCCAAGCGACUCUUCAGCUACAUGGAAAUCAGUGCCGAGGAAUCGCUGGGUCACCGACUUUACGAUGCCGAGGUGAUCGAGCUCAGCCCCGAAGUCAGCUUUCUUGUUGCCGUUCCACCGGCAGAGAUAGCUUGCUCCGUACCCGGAGCCCGAGAAAUAUCCCUCCAGCGGUCGGACCUACUCUCGCUGCCCAUCCAGGUCUUCGAAAUGGUCCACCUGAAUACCUAUCAGAAGGACGUGAUUAAUCGAUACUCGAGGCUCAGCUGCAUCCUCGAACUCGAUACCGCCCAGGCACAGCACAACCAUCGCGAGGCCUUCAGCAGCUCCGAGCUCAGCAUCGCCAAAGACAAGCUCGCAAGGUUGCAGGAUCUGCAGUCGCAGAUGAACAGCGUCUGGAAAUCCGCCAGGUGGCUCAUCGAUCUCAUCACAUUUGCCAGGGAUCGAGGAACGUCUUCCAUAACCAGCAGCGGCAUCUGCGUUAGAUAUCUGUUAAGUUUGGAGCGCAACAAAGGCAAUAGCAACAGUUUAAAGCGCAGUCUACUCCAGUUGCCACCUCGUGAUCCAAAGCUUGUCAAAUCGAGUCCAGGCAGAGGUAGCUGGCCAGGGCCUAGUGUCGACCGAUCCGGUUGCUCGCAGACGAACCUGCUCUCGACCGAAUUGAGCAAAAGCGAGCAGCAGCUGCCUUUGGGCCCAUAUCCACGCAAGGGUAGCAACAGUUCCAACUGUUCGUCUGCCUCCGAGCCUUACAAGUCUGUAAGCGGAUGCGGCAGCGGUGGGGGCAGCAGCAAUAUCCACGGACCCGGAAGCAGUGGCAGUCUGUGCCCCGGGACGUCCAACUCCGCAACAGCGUUAGGAGGCUCUGCUAACAGUUGUAGGUUGCCUCCUUCCAAGUCCGAGGACACGCUUCAUCUCGGCAGCAAACAGUACAAGCAGAGCCCGAGGAACAGAUCUUCCGCCACGACAAGUCCGCUGCUCGGUGGCAGUAGCCAUGCAACGUCGGAAAGCUCGCAUUCGAUCAGCAGCGCCGACGAGUAUCCGACGACGAUUAAAACGAGUAACAGGUUACACAUAAGCAAACCUACGGCCAGCAUCGCUUCUAUCGCGAGCACCGAGAAGCAACCGCUUCAACAACUGCAGCAGUCAAAGCUUUCGCCGGAGGAUAAAGAAAUCGAGAACUGCACCAGAGCCUCUGCUAGCACGUCUGUCGCUCCUAUGCCUGGAAUUCUUCAGGUCUACGCAGCUUACGAAACAGGUCUGGCUUCGGGUACCAGUCUGAAGCUGCACGUUACUGGACGCACGACAGCCCGAGAGGUCGUAGAUCUCGUUGUCAAACAGCUAAACAUGGCGGUGCUAUUAAAGGGCCUCGAAGGCCCGGUCUACGCGCAGGAGGACCUCGCGAACUUUUGCCUCGUCGCAGUGAUAGGUGCCAGGGAACGCUGUCUGCGAGACGACUUCAAGCCUCUGCAGCUGCAGAAUCCGUGGAAGAAGGGUCGACUGUAUGUCAGGCAAAAGCAGGACGUGCUGGCGGCCCUCGAGCACAGCAGCAAGCACACGGCUUUCCUGUAAUCCGGUCUAAAGCUCUUCACGUUCCGCAUAAACGCGCGCGACUCCGCUUCACAGACGCUACACAGCCUAUGCACGCAGCGGCGCUUGAAUAUUUUUCGAAUGUUAGAUACUUUCGUAAGCGGUUAUUGAAUUAUAUAAUACUCAGAUGAAUAUUACGACCCGUUGAGUUAUAUUUUACGAGGAAACUGAAAAGAAAUUAAAUAUGAUCUCAGUGUGUUAGGAUGAUAUGGCUGUUUUAAUCGACUUAGCAAUUUAUGUAGAGAGAUCCCGCGUGUCUCUUAUGAUCCAUCUCUCGCUGUUUUUGACUUUACUACGAACGAACGUAAACGGCUACUAACUCCUAACGAACGACACACUCGUCUAGGUGUUAUAAAUAGCGUAAAGUCUAAGAUGAAGGUGCGACCAUGUGGGAAAUACAAAUAGACGUCAAUUGCAAAGCUUAUACACUUUGCUCGUUAAAUACUAAAAUAAAAUUCUAUGGUUAUAGUGAUGUUAAGACGGAGGGCAUAGGUAACCGACCGAUAGAUUCUGAGUCUCGGAAGAAAUGGUUGGUUUUCAAUGUCCUUCUCGUCGAGCUACUUAAAGCCGGAAUUCGAAAUCAUCAGUUUGAAAGUUUAUCGUUAAUUUAGAAAAUAGUAGCUCGAGGGGCGGGGAGUCUUCUGCGAAACAUCAAAGCUUUCGCCACGAGCUCUCUCGCUGAAGAGUGUUUUAAAGUAAAUAUUUAAAAAAAUACAAGUCGUGACACCAAAUUAUCAUUAAGCAAUCUACGAGUCUUAAUAAACUGCAUGUACGGAUAGAUAUCCAGAUCUUUUUAAAUGUUAGACACAACGAAAGUACCAAGUUCGAUUUGAGGUAUAUAGACAUACUGAAAAUCAAUCAGGGGGAGGAACUUAAGAAAAGAGAUUUUUAAAUUGAUUAAAUCAAAUUUUAUCUUUCUAAAAUAGAAAAGUAAGUUUUGAUUUAGUUCAAUCACUUAAAGGGGACCAUUAUAAAAUCGAACGCAUCGCCAAAGACAAGAUGUUUUAUAUCGAAUCUUGCGGCCCAUGUUAAAUUUUUAUGUAUUUUAACGAAUUCUAAAGAAAACAAAACAUGAAAGACGAUCAUGUCUCUCAGGUUCAUCUUCUUCUUCGCGACCCAUGAUACCGGAAAUCUGUUAAAGUUUUCGUAUGUUAUUUUCCGUACGCUAUACGAAAGAGUCGUUUAUUUUUUAUAUAACAAGGAUGUAUAUUUAGAAAAGAUGUCGGAAUAAUUUUUUCGAGUUUGCGCAAAUUAUUUUUAGCUACUCGUUUGGUAUAACUUUGACCACAUUUAGAGGCUGAUCGCGCGCACGCAGAGAGGCGAAUAUUUUUUUAUACGCUCGUUCAAUUUUUCGGGACAUUCGUUGUAAGUGUAAAAUAGACGAUCACACGCGCGGCGUGCAGCUCGUCACAUUAAAGAUGAUUAACUUCCGGAUUCCUUUGUAACUCAUCAGUCGUUUUUCUUUUUCAACAACAAAACCAAAAUUGAGGAGUGCAGCGUUGACAAGGAAGAAACUAUGUGAGAAAUCGAAAAUGCGAGAACGCAAUUAAUGUAGCGAGCUGCGCAGUCGCGGUAAGCAAUGCUCUAGUAUUUUCUGAGUGUUAAUCGAUGUUUGGAUGUAAAAUAUUUGCGUAGCCUAAGUGUUAUUUUAAAAAAAAAAAGGAGACUAGGGAGAGAAAAGAGAGCGAAAAGUUGUAUCGUGAACAAACGAAGCAGACUUUGGCUGAGAGUGACUGCGAACGCGCGAAACGUAGGGUACCAGGCGUCCAGAUAUCUUUAAGGAUACGAGCUUUUAAAAAGGGGAUUUGCCGUUAGAGUCCCGUUUUGUAUUAUAAAAUUAUAGAUAGAUAGAUCGAUAUAUUAUAUAUAUUAUAUAUAUUACGAGGUAAAGAAAGAGAUAAAAAAAAUACACUGUUUUCACUUAAGAGAGAUUUUAUGUCCAAGACAGUGAUGUAUAAGAGAAUUGUAAAAUUAUAUAUUUGAACGUGAGAGAACACAGCACGUUGUACCUUCGCUCGGGAGUGCAAGGGCUAAGAUUAACAAAUUUACAAUAAAUCCAUGCCAAUUUGUAUUAACUACUUGAAAGUGGGGCGAGGAACGAGAGAUAAUCGAAAGCGGGGAAAGGGAAGAGAGAAGGCGCGUCAACGCCUUUUUGCAACAAACGUGCAAUCGUUGCUGUCACAUUAAGCGAGCGGCUCUUACUUCUAUCGGUUAACUCGUAAACUAAACUAAAGGUAAACAAGAAAAAUAAAAACUAUUAGAUUUGAUGUUUGUAUGAUCGGAAAGUGUGUACGCGUGUCGCGGAUCGGCGACCGCAAUUAAUAUAAUAGCGAAAACUACAAAAAGAUAAAACACCACGAUAUACACCGAGAGAGAGAGAGAGAGAAAGAUGAAAAACUCUUCCUAUCCGUCAUAGAAUAUGAUCUCCGAGAAACGCUUACUACAUCAGAUGUGUACGUCGAAGAUGAAAACACAGAUAAAAAUUAAAACAACGACGAAAUGUCGCACGGAAUAAAGAUGACUAUUAAAAAAAGA
Messenger RNA from Nasonia vitripennis (jewel wasp), 7562 nucleotides. RefSeq lists its product as uncharacterized. Gene Ontology annotation, molecular function: protein binding. The transcript has 15 exons. Lineage: Eukaryota; Metazoa; Arthropoda; Insecta; Hymenoptera; Pteromalidae. Gene Ontology annotation, biological process: regulation of establishment of bipolar cell polarity; signal transduction; establishment of mitotic spindle orientation. Gene Ontology annotation, cellular component: spindle. The record is from RefSeq and is a predicted model, not a curated record. The coding region runs from base 510 to 5009 and encodes 1499 amino acids.